This is a messenger RNA of Quercus robur (English oak), 2359 nucleotides long. Its product is annotated as cysteine-rich receptor-like protein kinase 10. Bases 69 to 2150 code for a protein of 693 amino acids. The transcript has 7 exons. NCBI's taxonomy places the organism in Eukaryota, Viridiplantae, Streptophyta, Magnoliopsida, Fagales, Fagaceae. Gene Ontology annotation, biological process: protein phosphorylation. Gene Ontology annotation, molecular function: protein kinase activity; ATP binding. The record is from RefSeq and is a predicted model, not a curated record.
UUUCACCCAAGUCAAUGUAGAAUGGCGCAGAUACAUGAACUGACGAAAGUAUAGAACAGGAAUGACUUAUGAGUCUUAUGCUAAAAUUCUUCAAACCUAGCCACAACUGCAGAGGAACAAUGAAAAUGGGCCAUUCGAGACUACUGUUAUUCUUCUAUGUUGCUCUCAUUCAUCUUGUUAUUAUUCCCACAGCUGCCCAAUACUGUUAUGGCACUGGAAACUACACCAGUAACAGUACCUACAGGGCAAACCUCAAUACUCUCCUGGCCUCAAUGAUUAACAACACCAAAAUUAAUUAUGGGUUUUACAAUUUUUCUUUUGGUGAAGCUCCCGACAAAGUAUACGCGAUUGCGCUCUGUAGAGGAGACACUUCGCCCAGCGACUGCCGUAAUUGUAUCAAUGGGGCUAGAUCCGACCUAUUGAAAGCUUGUCCAAACCAAAAGGAGGCAAUCAUUUGGCCUGAUAAAUGCUCACUUCGAUACUCAAACAGAUCCAUAUUUAAUGUUAUGGAAGCUAACCCUCGUAUUGCCUUUUACAACACAGGAAAUGUCCAAGACGUAGAAGCUUUCAACAACGUGCUAUUACCCUUGUUAAAUAGACUAAGAAACCGUACUGCAUCAGGAAAUUCUACUCACAAGUUUGCUCUGCAGAGUGCCUCUGCCCCAAACUUCCAAACCAUAUAUGCACUUCUUGAGUGCACCCCUGAUUUGAGCAAGCUAGACUGCAACAGUUGCUUGGAGCAGGUUCAGAGUUAUAUACCACAAUGUUGUAAUGGAAAACAGGGAGGUAAAUUUGUAUCACCCAGCUGUGAUAUAAGGUUUGAAGUAUACUCUUUUUAUGACCCUUCAGUUGAGCCACCACCAUCACCGCCGCCGCCAUCACCAUCACCACCGCCACUAGUCCCAUCUGCAGCAUCCCCACCACCAGAAUCGCCUACAACUACACCAGGAAAGGAAAGCAACUCAUCUCGAACUACAAUCGUUGUGGUAGUGACAACUAUUUCUGCUGCUGUACUAAUCAUCUCGAUCUGCAUUUGCAUCUAUUUAAGAAAGAGGAACCCAAGGAAGAAUCUUGAAAGUGAAGCUGAAGAAGAAAUUAGUGCUGUUGAAUCUUUGCAAUUUGACUUUGGCACAAUUAGAGUUGCUACACAAAACUUCUCUGAUGCUAAUAAGCUUGGAGAGGGUGGAUUUGGUAUUGUUUACAAGGGUAUGUUCUCAAAUGGACAAGAAAUAGCUGUGAAAAGGUUGUCUAAGAAUUCUUCACAAGGAGAAGUAGAAUUUAAGAAUGAGGUCAUGUUAGUUGCUAAGUUACAACACCGUAAUCUUGUAAGACUCUUAGGAUUCUGCUUGAAAGGGGAUGAGAGGCUUCUAGUUUAUGAGUUUGUGCCAAAUGGAAGCCUUGACCGCCUCAUAUUUGAUCCAAUCAAGCGAGCACAAUUGAAUUGGGAAAAGCGCCUCAAAAUUAUUGGGGGUAUUGCUCGAGGACUUCUUUACCUUCAUGAAGAUUCUCAACUUCGUAUUAUUCAUCGAGAUCUCAAAGCUAGUAACAUUCUACUUGAUGCCAGUAUGAACCCCAAGAUUUCUGAUUUUGGUAUGGCGAGAUUAUUUCAACUAGAUCAAACUCAAGGCAACACAAGUAGAAUUGUGGGGACCUAUGGAUACAUUCCUCCAGAAUAUGCGUUUCACGGACAAUUUUCAGUGAAGUCCGAUGUUUUUAGUUUUGGUGUGAUAGUCCUAGAGAUGGUGGCUGGGCAGAAAAAUAGUACUUUUCAAAUUGAAGACAGUGGAGAUGGACUUAUAGAUUAUGCCUGGAAACAAUGGAGGGAUGGGACAACUUCUAAACUUGUGGAUUCCACAUUGCGUACUGAUUCAACAACUGAAAUAAUGAAAUGCAUCCAUAUUGGGUUACUUUGCGUUCAAGAAAAUGUAGAUAGGAGACCAACCAUGGCUUCAGUUGUUCUCAUGCUGAAUAGUGAAUCUAUGAGUCUACCAGUACCAUCACAACCAGCGUUUCUGAUGGACAGUAGCACUAGAUCAAACAUGCUCUUGGUGGAGCACCAUUCAAGGGAGAUGGGGUCAACACAAUCCAAAAGUAACUCUGUCCAAGCGUCAGCAAACAAUGUUUCAAUUUCGGAAUUAGAUCCUCGCUAGAAUUGUAUGGAUUUUACAUUUAGGGCUGAUCAUAUUCUCACAUCUCCAUUUCCAUUUGCAUUUCAUAAAAUCAAUACACCACAUGUUGCAUUUUACAAGGGUGAUGCACGAUAGUUGUGCCAAUGUAAAUUUUGCUAUUUCUAACUGCGUUUUGGAGAGACAUAGAAUUAAGCAGUGGUAUCUUAUGGAGUGGCUAUAUGUUAUCGCUA